Molecule: messenger RNA, 2545 nt
Organism: Alligator sinensis (Chinese alligator)
Lineage: Eukaryota; Metazoa; Chordata; Crocodylia; Alligatoridae
Gene: SEPTIN9
Product: septin 9
Exons: 12
Coding region: 360-2132 (590 amino acids)
Biological process (GO): cytoskeleton-dependent cytokinesis
Cellular component (GO): microtubule cytoskeleton; cell division site; septin ring
Molecular function (GO): molecular adaptor activity; GTP binding; GTPase activity
Source: RefSeq, a predicted model, not a curated record
AGGGAUAUUCUGCAGAGUCUGUUUGUUUUCAGAGGGGAAAAGGUUAAAGCACUGGGGAGGCUGAGUUUUCCUCCUACCCCUGCCAGCGGCAGCACGGUUAGGACUGCCCAGAGCUGUACUUAGGAAAGGUGUGUUCUAAUUAAUGGGAGUGUGCUGAGCUGCCCCUCAGCUGGAGCUCAGUGCGGGUGUGCGGAUACGGUGUGUAGGAGGAGUACACUUCCCUCUGCCAAUCCCUGCCUGCUGGAACAAAAGGAUUAAAGCAGCCACACAUCACCCUAGAGAUUAUUCCCUGGGAAGAACUUGGAGAACCGUCCCGGCACUUAAUUUUGUUCCUAUGUAACAUCUGUGAGAGCGGCAGCAUGAGGAAAUCAUCGUAUUCAGGAGCUACCAGGACCUCCAGCGGGAGACUUCGGAAAGCAGGUGACCCAACAAGUCCAACUCUGAAGAGAUCUUUUGAGGUUGAGGAGGUCGACCAGUCUUCAAAUUCCUCCACUCCACAAAGACGAACCCCAAACCCCCUCCUCAGGUCUGCUGUAUCCAGCUCCACGCAGAAAUUCCAGGAUCUUGGUGCCAGAAAUUCAGAACCAGCUGCCAGACAUGGAGAGUCACCGGGUCAGAGGUCGCCCAAGUCCUCCCUGAGGAGAGUGGAGCUCUCUGGACCCAAACUCCCUGAGCCGGUGUCCAGAAGAACAGAAAUCUCCAUCGAUAUCUCAUCCAAGCAAGUGGAGAAUUCCACUUCGGGGCUCUCAAGGUUUGGCCUCAAGCGAGCAGAGGUGCUGGGGCACAAACCUCCUGAGCCCACACCAAGAAGGACUGAAAUCACUCUAGGCAAGUCCCAGGAGCCAUCUCUCCGGAGGAUGGAAGCCCCCACCUCAAAGAUCCCAGAGAUGCCUCAGCGGAGAGCUGACACCACCCCCGCGCCCGAUGUCACCACCAAGCGAGUAGAAAUCCAGGUAGCGAAGGCUGCAGAGGUCCCAACCCCACCAGUCCGGCAGAUGGAGAAUUUGGAGCCUUCCUUGACCAGUCAGCCUCUCCAACCAGAAUCAAAGCCACAACCAGUAAUGGCUGAGCAUCCGCCAAAGAGCGAAGAAGGCACUGAGGUGGUUCCUAGUUACACACCCAGCAUGACGGAUGCCCCCAGAGACUCCGGCCUCAAACAGGCCGCGCCAACGCGGACAGAGAAGCCUGCUGUGGACUUUGGCUAUGUCGGCAUCGAUGCCAUCCUCGAACAGAUGAGGAGGAAAGCGAUGAAGCAGGGAUUUGAGUUCAACAUCAUGGUGGUCGGUCAGAGCGGCUUGGGGAAAUCCACAUUAAUCAACACUCUCUUCAAAUCCAAAAUUAGCCGGAAAUCUGUGCAGCCAACUCCAGAAGAGCGGAUCCCCAAAACCAUUGAAAUAAAGUCCGUUACUCAUGAAAUCGAGGAGAAAGGUGUCCGGAUGAAGCUGACUGUGAUCGACACCCCAGGAUUUGGAGACCACAUCAACAAUGAGAACUGCUGGCAGCCCAUCAUGAAGUUCAUCAAUGACCAGUAUGAGAAAUACCUGCAGGAGGAAAUCAACAUUAACCGGAAGAAGCGGAUCCCAGACACCCGAGUGCAUUGCUGUAUAUACUUCAUUCCAGCCACCGGUCACUCACUCCGACCACUAGACAUUGAAUUCAUGAAACGCCUGAGCAAAGUGGUCAACAUUGUCCCAGUCAUCGCCAAGGCCGACACGUUAACGCUGGAGGAGAGAGAGUACUUCAAGCAAAGGAUCACAGCCGACCUUCUUGCCAAUGGCAUCGACGUGUAUCCUCAGAAGGAGUUUGAUGAAGACCCUGAGGACCGGCUAGUGAAUGAGAAGUUCAGAGAAAUGAUUCCAUUUGCGGUGGUGGGCAGUGACCAGGAAUACCAGGUUAAUGGAAGAAGAAUCCUGGGAAGAAAAACAAAAUGGGGCACCAUUGAAGUGGAGAAUACGACACACUGUGAGUUUGCUUACCUGCGGGAUCUCCUGAUCAGGACACACAUGCAGAACAUCAAGGACAUUACCAGCAACAUCCACUUCGAGGCCUACAGAGUCAAGAGGCUGAAUGAGGGCCAGAGCGCGCUCUCCAACGGCGUGACCGACAAGGAGCUGGUGGCCAAUGAGAUGUAACCAUCCCACCCUGUAGCCAGGACCUAGCCUGCUCACGCUCGCUCUUUUUUUUUUUUUUAACCCCCUCCCCCUCUUUAUUUUAUAUAAUUCUUAUGCCAUCACCACCGUCCCCCCUCCCCAGCACUGCCAGUGUUAAUUGACCAAAUAACCAGAUGCCCUAUCUGUCGUGAAGAGGGUGGUGACUGCCAGUCCCCUGGCACUGCCCCUCUUGCAGUGCAGGGGUUCCGUUCUCAGCCCCCGUUGGGCGUUGUGAUGGGCUGCAGGGGGUGAAGGUGGUGUUAGGGGAGUGGAGAGAGAGUUGUCUCGAGGUGAAGUUGGCCUCCGUUUUCUGAUGCUAGCCCAAAGUGUAACCCUUGGCAUGAGUGGAAGAGCCUCAUCCUUGCUAUUGGCUUGCUCCAGCUUUCAGUAUGGAA